This is a messenger RNA of Callorhinchus milii (elephant shark), 7897 nucleotides long. It is a transcript of the gene phrf1, whose product is annotated as PHD and ring finger domains 1. The transcript is spliced from 18 exons. The record is from RefSeq and is a predicted model, not a curated record. Bases 221 to 6832 code for a protein of 2203 amino acids. NCBI's taxonomy places the organism in Eukaryota, Metazoa, Chordata, Chondrichthyes, Chimaeriformes, Callorhinchidae.
GUGUGAGGGGGGGGGGGGAGGUGAGAGAGAGAGAGAGAGAGAGAGGAAAAAAAACCCUUUGACAGAUGUACCCGAGGGGGCCAGGAAUAAACUUGGCAACGCUCGCUCUAUGGUAGGUGGCGUGUGAAGAAGAAGAAGAAGAAGAGGAGGAGGAGGAGGAGAGAGAGAAAAAAAUUAGCGGGUGCCAGGAGCGGACCGUAUAUAUUUCUGAAUCUACAUUAUGGCUGAUGAUGACAGUCAAGAUGAACUGAUUAACAAAAACACAGCCCUGGUAAAAGGAAGAGGCAAACGUCAGAUUUCAUCCAUUUUCAGUGAUGAAGAGGAAUCCAGUAGUGAAGAUGGCGAUGAUGUGGAGGAGGGAGACACGGAUGAAAGUGAUGAGGAAGAGGACGGAGAUGAAGAAGACGAUGGUGAUGAGGAAGAUGACGGCGAUGAAGGUGGGGAAGAGGAAGAUUUAGAAGAUGAGGAUGAGGACGAGGUUGCCGAGGAUGAUAAUGAGGUGGAAGAUGAUGAUGAAGGAGCGGUUGGAGGAGUGGACAGAUCAAAGGACAGUUCAGCAGUGAAAGGAAGAGCUAGCUCUGACGAAGACAGUGAGAACUGCCCGAUCUGUCUGAAUACUUUCCGGGACCAGGCAAUUGGGACUCCAGAAAGCUGUGCACAUUACUUCUGCCUUGACUGCAUUCUUGAAUGGGCAAAGAAUGCAAAUUCCUGUCCAGUGGAUCGAAUAAUCUUCAAUCAUAUCUGUGUUCGUACUCACUUUGGAGGAAAAAUCUUAAAAAAGAUUCCAGUCCAGAACCCUGAUAAAGGAAAUGAGGAGGGGGAGGAGGACGUGACAAACUGUGAGGUGUGUGGCCGAAGUGACCGGGAAGAUCGCCUGCUCCUCUGUGAUGGUUGCGAUGCCGGAUACCACAUGGAAUGCCUUGACCCUCCCCUUCAUACUGUUCCAGUGGAAGAAUGGUUUUGUCCUGAAUGUGCUAUUAAUAAUCCUACAGAUGUGGUUGAUGAGAUUGAUGACGAUGAGGUUGCCUUUCUUUUUGCUGACGCACCACAAGAGCCCACUACUUCCAGGUUACGCCCAACUGUAAGAAGAACCCGCGCUAUCGCAAGGACUCGUCAAAGCGAGCGUGUUCGAGCAAACGUAAAUAGAAAUCGGAUUACCCGUGCACAUCAAAUCCGGCACGUACCACAGUACCUGAUGAAUGUCAGCCUGCUGGAUGAAACUAUCGAGGCAGUUGUUGCUGGCCUAAACACAGCAGUAUACCAACGGCCCCUUAACCCACGAGCUCAGAGCACGAAAAGGCGUAAAACAAAAACAGGCAGAAGAAGGAGAAAAGUUGGGAAGAAGAAACCCCGUGGCAAAUCCAAUCUAGCAACUGGAACAAAGCUUGGUGGAAAGACGACAAGAAAACGCAGAAGAAGAUUCAAGCGAAAGAAAGGAAAGAAGAAAGCGAUUAAGUUGAGCGUCACAGCUCGUUCACGUAUCGCAAAGAACCUCGGACUUGGUAAACCGGUUAAUGGAAUUGCAGUUCCUUCCGUGUACAAACCAGUGGAGCCGUCCUUGAAUUUAAUGAGAACAGAUAUUGGAGCAGCUUCAUUGUCAGUAUAUGGAGAUCCAAAUGGUCUGGAUCCUUUUGAAAGUUCUACAGAGGCAUCCUAUGGGGAAGCUGCAAAUCUGGGCUCACCCUUUGGCAGCAAAAGAAGAGUCCUUUCCCGAUCAGCUCUGCGCUCUCAUCGGCCAGUGGCCAGACCCAUUGCAGUUGCAAUGUCAAGGAAUGGAAUACUUCCAACUGUUGCUCGGGAGACGGAACCAGAAACCACAUCUGUCCCAGAUGUGUUGGGAUGUAUCCUGGCAGGGCAGAACAUCUUGAUGAUGGACAGUGCUCACGUUGUGAUCAAUCGGGAUGGAUCUUUAAAGCCGAAAGAAAGAGGGCAUCGUCCGGAGAAGGCAUCAAGUGACAGAGGUAGCGAGAACUCUUCUGGAAGCUCGGUUGCAAGUACUUGUAUCUCAGGGAACUCUACUUGUACUUCAAAAGAGGAAAUAAAAACUACUGGCCUUACGAGUACUUCAAAACGCACGGAACGUAAUUCACUUACUUUUCCAUCAACAUCUGGUUUAUCAUCUAAACCAGCACUACAGACAACGUCAACAAAUAUAAGACCUUUGUUAUCUGGAAAAUUUACUCCCAUGCCUGAAGUAUCAGCCAAUCCAAGGAUAAACGAAUCUGGGAAUUUGCCAAACGCGGAACGAACAGGGGAAUGUGGCAAAACAUUUAGUGGGUUCACACCCUUCAAGUGGUUAAAUAACGCUUCCAGUUUGCAUUUAAGAACCAGCAUGGGAACACUAAACCGAAUUCCACCGAAACCGUUUCCUAGGCUUGAUAUUUCAGAAUUUCCUCGGAUACCAAAGAUAAAAAACCAAACCAGUUCUUCCAGUUUCCAACUGAGCAACAAAAGUAAUGGAAUGCCUCAUGCCUCAACAAGCAAACUUGCUGGUAAUGAUAACAGUGGACAGUCUUCAACACCUGAUAGAUUAGGAAACAACAGGAGAAAUAAUAUUGAAUCUCCUCUGCAAGGAGCUUCUUCCAUUACAGAUGUAGCUGGUCGUCCUCGUAAUUUCCCAGGUACAUCUCAAGAACAUCUCAAAAGCAGAGGGCUGGACUCCAUUUCUUGUCAUAGUUUUAAAACUGUGACCACUGACACUGAUCAUUCAAGUAGGUUGGCUCAGUCUGAUGUGUACGAUCCAUUUGAACCUACAGAUGAUGAAGUUCAGCGGUAUAACAAAAACGACCAGGAAACAGCUUCAUUGUCACAGCCCGAUGUAAAAGAAGAAAAUGCUGAUGAUAAAUAUGAUCCGUUUGAUCCCACUGGGUCUGGUUCAAGUUCUUCAAAUUCUAGUCCUGAUAGGAAUGAGUUCAGAACAGAGUGUCCGUCCCCAUUGUCUAUUUCUUCCGAAGAUCAAGACACAGCGAAUAAUACUGCAUUCAAUAUCCACUUUAAUACUAGUGCUACUUCUAACCAGGAAAUUGAACCCUGUAAAAGCGACACAGAAUCUUGGGCGAGAGCAAUACCUGUUCUGAAUGGUGACAAGUGUAAGUCUUUCGGUCAGCCUCAAUUGUUAACUGUUGAAGAGCCUAAAGCUGAAUCUGACAGCGGUAUUGUACAAGUGUUUAAUGAUGAUGAUGCAGAGAAAGAUGUGAAAUUGCGUGGAGACUCUGAUGCUGAAAGAUGGGAAAGGACACACACUCACAAGUCACUUUGCAGCUCUUCAACAUCUGCUGUGCACAAUGCUCAGUCUCAACAGCAGGCUGUAAAGACAGACAGCGAUGGUGAUUGUCCAUGUUCUGGUGAGGGUUCUUUGCAACUUAACAAAAACGUUCCUGCUGCUCUAAGCGUGGAUACAGACAUCUCGUUAGAAAAUAACCUGAAAGGAAAGGUGAUGAAUAAAAAACACCACAUAGACUCAAAAUCUCGGUCGAGAUCAAGAUCCAGAUCAGGUUCCCACAGUCGCAAGAAACAUAAGAAGGAAAGGAAUGACUCCUUAUCGGAAGAUCGUAAAGCAAGCAGAUCAUGGUCACGGUUGAAAGAAGAAAGAAAAUUGAGAUCGCACUCCAGAGAACGACGGAGGUCAAAAUCUAGGUCACGGUCUCGAUCGAGUAGCUUAGAGAAACGCAGGAUAAAAAAGGAUAAAAAGCAAAGGAGCAGGGACAAGAGGUCACGACAUUCCAGAUCAGGGUCCAGAGAGAGAUGGUUGAGUAGUUCUUCUGACGUGUCCACAGGCAGCCGCAAGAGGAGAAGGAAGAGCUCAAGGGAUUGCAGAAGUUCUUACAGACGGUCUCGGUCCAGCAGCGUUGACCAUGGAAACCGAAGGAAGUACGAAAGAGAGCCAAAUCAUGAAGAACAUGAAAGGCGAGCUAGACAUUCAAGUUCAUGGUCAAGGGAAAGAAAACGCUUACGAUCGUGGUCUAAAUCCAGAGAAAAGAAAAGGCCAUGGUCUAGAUCGAGAGAAAAGAGACGGUCUAGUUCUAGAGAAAAGAGACGAUCUCGUUCUAGAUCGAGCUCCAGAGAAAAGAGGAGAUCGCGAUCGAGAUCUAGCUCCAGAGAAAAGAGGAGACAUUGGUCUAGAUUUAGAGAGAGGAGCCGAUUGCAACCAGGUUCUAGAUCCAAAGAAAAGAGGAGAUCAUGGUCCCGAUCUAGAUCCAGAGAACGAAGGAAACCGAGAUCUAUAUCAAGAACUCGUUCAGGAUCCAAGGAUCAAAGUAGAUCCAGAUCUAGAGAAAGGUGGUUGCAAUCAAAAUUGCAGUUCCCAGAACUGCAAAGGAAACCUAAUGUUCCUCUAGAGAAAGACUUCUUCAUUGAGAAGGAAAGAAAGCAAAGGAUAUUUUCACCUUCUAGAACUAACUUGACCACUGAGGGCAAUGCCUCGUUGAAGAAGCCUAUUCUUUCCAGUGUGCCAAUUCUUCCAGGAAUUGAUGUUCAUAGUUCUGCCCAUCCCAUAGCCGUGAAAGAGGAACAGGAACCAGUAAUUGGAGCAAUGCAGGAUGAAGUCAAACCUAUAGAAUUUGUUGAACAAAACCAAAUUUCCAUUUGCAAGAGUGAAGACUUUAAAGAUAGUACUACUGAUCUUUUCGCUGAAGUUGAUCCUAUAAGCACAUGUACAGUAGGUUUGCACACGAACAAUAUAGAGAUAAAAUGUACUGAGAAUUUCCAAGCCAAUGUUGUGUCUGAGAAUUUCCAAGCCGGUAUUGUGUCUGAGAAUUUCCAAGCCGGUAUUGUGUCUGAGAAUUUCCAAGCCGGUAUUGUGUCUGAGAAUUUCCAAGCCGGUAUUGUGUCUGAGAAUUUCCAAGCCGGUAUUGUGUCUGAGAAUUUCCAAGCCGGUAUUGUGUCUGAGAAUUUCCAAGCCGGUAUUGUGUCUGAGAAUUUCCAAGCCGGUAUUGUGUCUGAGAAUUUACAAACCGAUAUUGUGUCUGAGAACUUCCAAACCGAUAUUGUGUCUGAGAAUUUACAAACCGAUAUUGUGUCUGAGAACUUCCAAACCGAUAUUGUGUCUGAGAAUUUCCAAACCGAUAUUGUGUCUGAGAACUUCCAAACCGAUAUUGUGUCUGAGAACUUCCAAACUGAUAUUGUGUCUGAGAAUUUCCAAGCCGAUAUUGUGUCUGAGAACUUCCAAGCCGAUAUUGUGUCUGAGAACUUCCAAGCCGAUAUUGUGUCUGAGAACUUCCAAGCCGGUAUUGUGUCUGAGAACUUCCAAGCCGGUAUUGUGUCUGAGAACUUCCAAGCCAGUAUCGUGUCUGAAAACUUCCAAGCCGGUAUCGUGUCUGAGAACUUCCAAGCCGGUAUCGUGUCUGAGAACUUCCAAACUGCUAGUCCUUGUAACAAAGAUGACACUGUAGGAGAUAAUAUUUCCAUUCCUCUUAUAUGCCUUGGAAAAGAAGAGGAAAUUUCAGCCCCAACAGAAGGUGAGGAAAGUCCAAUAGUAAAGCCAGAGGAUGAAGAGGCUCAUGAAAGUUAUCCAACAAAGUCAGAACCACUUUCGACCAUGCGUGAGAAGUCCAAUGAACCAGAACAAUUGGCAACUUUAAGUCAAGGGGAUCAUAAUGAAUCUGUAGAUACAAGUCCAGCUGAGGAAUUGGCAAACAUAAGUCCCGUUGCAAAUAGCACAGUGGUGACCUUGUUUAAGGAUGAGGACACAGAAAUUUGUGCAGCAAGUACAUCCUGUUCCCAAGGCAUUCAAGCAGACGACAAACAGACUGUGGGAGAUAAACUGAGAUCAAACAUCACUGUAGAAGUGGAAAAGCCACUGCCUGUCGUUACUAGUACUGAACCAUCGGAGGAAAGAGCAGAAACGACAAAGCCCGAGAGCAGCGGGGAAUCUGAGCAAACGCUCGCACAGAGCUCGACACAACCUGUGAAAGGGAAGAGUGAGAAUGAGGCAGGUACGCAGGGCACCGGGACAAAAUCCAAGCCUCUCGUCAAGAGGGUGACGUGGAACCUGCAGACCGAGGAUAAGGAUGAGGCUACAUCGGGAAGGCUUACCCGGACCCCGUUUUCCUACAGGACGCACCGAUUGAAUAAAGAAGGUGCCUGGAAAACUCCGGAUUCAAGCCAGCCGUUAAACCCAGUGACGUUGCCUCUGCCCCAGCCUCAGCUUCUGCCUCACUCUCUGCCUCACUCUCUGCCUCACUCCCUGCCUCACUCCCUGCCUCCAGUAACUAAUUACUCAAUCCCUCCACCUAUGUUUCCUGGUCUAUUUGCACCACAGGCAUUUAACCAAGUCGGUCUUGCCAGACCUUUUAUGCCACCCCCGCCGAUGCCGCUCAUGCCUCCUUUCCCGAUCCCCUACACGCCUGCCGGUCAGCAAACUGUCCAGUUCAUGCAAGGAAGUAUUCCUCUGAUAGGCUGCACACCCGUGCAGCCAUUAAUGCCAUUACAGCCCACGAACCAAGCUGCUGCGGCUUCAGCUGCUGCUGGCGCACACAUGAAUAUUGUGGGAAAUCUGGACAGCAAAAUGCAAGAGCCCAAACCAUCUGACGACAAAAGUCAAAACGACAAUUACAUAAAAAAACUACAUAUACAGGAGAGGGCUGUUGAAGAAGCAAAGUUAGCCUUAAAGCCCUUUUACCAGACAAAAGAGAUCACCAAAGAGGAGUACAAGGAGAUUCUACGAAAAGCAGUGCAAAAGAUCUGCCACAGCAAGAGUGGUGAAAUCAACCCAGUUAAGGUUGCCAACCUUGUGAAGGGAUACGUGGAGAAAUACAAACACAUAAGGAAACAUAAGAAAGGCGAAGCGGGGGAAACCAGCCAAGAAACAGACCCCAAAGCAGAAGAGAGCUGAAACAUGUGAAACCUGCACAGACAAUACGAGUGUCAGUGCACUGGGGACUCUUAACUCGUGUGAACACAUACGGUGAACUCUGGGAAACCGACCUCUUACAAGCAGGGUAUCGGCGGCUGGAGUAGCAACAUAUUUUUUAUUUGAUAGCAUCGCCAGUCAAAGUCAAAGUGCACCUGUAACAAAACAAACGUCAAGAAGCUUUGCAACUGGAACUUUAUUUUUCCUCUUUUGUACAAAGAACGAGUUGAUGCCACAACAUUACCAUCUACCCUGUCAUGAAUGAGAUUUUUAGACGGCGUUUAUGGCGUUUAGAAUAAUGUUCCUUUUAUGUAAGAUUGGACUGAAUACUUGAAGCUCUGUUUAGUUUGUCUGAUAGCGGCUCGAAAGGAUAAAAAAAAAGAAUUGCCUAAGUAACACGAGUUUAUAAAAUAUUGGUCACUUUUAUUCAAAAUGGUUUCCUUAUUUUUUAGAUGACUUGUUCUGGGCAAAAAUGUAACAUAGUUUGGUAAAGGUUCACCAAUAUUCUACAAACCUCUUGUCAUAAAUUAUAAUUUAAAAGCCAUGAUUGCAUCUUUAUUUCUGUAAAUAAUAUUCAAAAAAUUAAUUUGUUAGAUAAAUUGUAGCACUUAAAUUUUUCUUCUCCCCACACCCUCCCUCCCUAGCUUGUCCCUCGUAUGAAUUGAAAUAAUUAUGGCUUGUGAUGAUAAAAUGCAGUCUUACAGGUGUUAAUUCAUGCUGGCUAUUAUUAAUUUGCUUUUUUCUGUCUACGCCUGCAAUAAAGCCCCAACUAAAAUCACAAUCAUCCAUGUAUUUUGCAGAAGCCCACACUGAACAUUUUCUUCACGUUUCUGAAGCACUCAAAGCAAAUGUUCAGGACUCUGUGAAAAUGAGUUAUUUGGCCUCCUGAUCAAGGAGAUAAUAUGGUUAAAAAGAUUAAUAUAUGGUUGCUUGCCGAUAAGUCCAAAGUUUAUUUUUGCAGCUUAACUUGUAUUUUGUGUGAACUAAACUGCAGAGCAUCUACAACGCCUUCUAAUGCUUUCUUUCCUGUAAAGUAUUGAAAUCGCA